UUGAAUGAAUACAGGGAUCACUAUCCAGAUUAUCACGAACGUCAACCAACUUUAUCAACAUCAAAGUUGGCUUUGGUCAAUACAUUCGGUGGAUUGAUAUUCGGUUAUAAUACAGGUGUAAUUGCUGGAGUGCUCAAUAUUGAUCCAUGGAAGUCUAUGAGUGAUAUCGAUCGUGGUAUACUAACAUGUAGUAUACUGCUCGGUGCAAUGAUUGGCUCAUUGCUGGGAGGACUGGUCACCGAGCGACUGGGGCGCAAACGUCCAAUGCUCAUGAUUGGCGCGCUCACCGUCAUUGGUGCGAUUGGCUCGGCCCUGGUACCUGCCAACCUCUGGUACGUCUCUCUCUUCCGUCUCAUCCUAGGUCUUGGAGUGGGAGCCUCUGGCAUCGUGUGUCCGCUGUACGUUGGCGAGAUGUCCGACCCUCUCAGGAAGGGCACGCUCGGCACAAUCUUCCAGAUCGCCAUCACCAUUGGUAUACUCAUUGGUGAUUGUGUUGGCUUUGGCUUCAUCGAUGUCAAGUACAACUAUCGUUGGAUGUUCUCAUUCGGAGCACUACCAGGUUUGUUGCUCAUUGGCCUUAUCUUCUUCAUUCCCGAGUCAUUUGCUUGGCGUGAGAAACAAUCUGCGCAGCAGAACACUCUUUUACUGUUGCAUCGUGAUAGCAGAAAUGAGGGUAUCAAGUCGUUGCUCUCAAAGCCCGAGGGACGCUUCGCUCUGUUCAUGGGCGCCAUCCUGGCCGUCAACAAUCAAUUGACCGGUAUCAAUGCCUUUAUGUACUUUGCCCCUAACAUCUUUGGUGAGGCCGGUAUAGAGAGUGUCAAUGGACGUAUGAUUGCAACUAUAUCACUAGUAGCAUGGAACUUUAUCACAACAUUAACAGCAACAUUCUUUGUGGAUAGGAUUGGCAGGAGGAAGCUGACAUUGUACAGUUCGACUGUGAUGACAUUCAGUUGUCUGUGUCUGGCACUGAUGUUCUUGUUGCUCAAUGGCACCACGUUGGGAGUGCUGUCAAUCAUUCUUCUAUUCCUGUUCAUCGCUGGAUUUGAAGCUGGUGUCGGCCCACUCUUCUGGAUCAUGGUCAUUGAGAUAUUCCCACCCGAGUGCAAGGAUGUUGGAUCAAGUCUGUUGAACGCACUGCAGUGGUCAUUCAACAUUAUACUCUCAUUUAGCUUCCUGUCACUAGUGACACUUAUUGGACAAUCAGCAAUCUUUUGGAUCUUUGGUGGAAUUGGUGUCGUCUGUCUCAUCUUUAUGUACAUCUAUCUCCCGGAGACCAAGCAACAGAUGAACUAUGAAGCA
Messenger RNA from Acytostelium subglobosum LB1, 1299 nucleotides. RefSeq lists its product as hypothetical. The annotation marks the transcript as partial. Gene Ontology annotation, cellular component: membrane. Lineage: Eukaryota; Evosea; Eumycetozoa; Acytosteliales; Acytosteliaceae. The transcript has 2 exons. Gene Ontology annotation, biological process: transmembrane transport. The record is from RefSeq and is a predicted model, not a curated record. Gene Ontology annotation, molecular function: transmembrane transporter activity.